AUGAGAGUCCUGGUGACCGGCGGAAGUGGCUUUGUCGCGUCUCACUGUCCAGAAGGCAGAUCACUGGUCGAGAGCUUCGCUGGCAUCCCCGACAAGCGUCUCUCCUUUGUGAUCGUCGAAGACAUUGCGGUUCCUGGCGCUUUCGAUGAUGCAGUAGAUCAGGAGCCUCCACUGGAUGCCGUUCUACAUACUGCCAGUCCUUUCCGCUUCGACAUUGCCGAUCUCAAGAAGGACCUAAUCGAUCCCGCAAUCAUGGGAACAGAGGGCCUCUUGCGUUCGGUGAUGCUGAAGGGCAAAUCAGUCCGGCGGGUAGUCAUCACGUCCUCCUUCGCGGCGAUGAGUAGGGACGGCAAUCACCCAGAGGUGUACAACGAGUCGCACUGGAGCGGACUGACGAUGGAUCAGGCCUUGAGUGGACACCCGUUCACGGCCUAUAAGGCCAGUAAGCAGUUUGCUGAAGAGGCAGCAUGGGCUUUCAUGAAAAGCGAGCGGUCACACUUCGAGCUCACCACACUUACGCCACCUGUUGUGUUUGGACCGAUUCUUCAUACGCCGGACGCCUCAAUUCAGUCAAUACGUCCAGUCAGGGUGUGCUCGCACUUGUCCGCGGAGAACGCAAAGGUGGUAUGGAGCCGUCGCCUCUCGUCCUAUGGGUUGACGUACGGGACUUAG
Cyphellophora attinorum is the source of this 672-nucleotide messenger RNA. RefSeq names its product putative NADPH-dependent methylglyoxal GRP2. The coding region runs from base 1 to 672 and encodes 223 amino acids. Gene Ontology annotation, molecular function: oxidoreductase activity, acting on the CH-OH group of donors, NAD or NADP as acceptor. Lineage: Eukaryota; Fungi; Ascomycota; Eurotiomycetes; Chaetothyriales; Cyphellophoraceae. The record is from RefSeq and is a predicted model, not a curated record. The transcript is spliced from 2 exons.